Molecule: messenger RNA, 2275 nt
Organism: Scomber japonicus (chub mackerel)
Lineage: Eukaryota; Metazoa; Chordata; Actinopteri; Scombriformes; Scombridae
Gene: zbtb2b
Product: zinc finger and BTB domain containing 2b
Exons: 3
Coding region: 584-2173 (529 amino acids)
Biological process (GO): regulation of transcription by RNA polymerase II
Cellular component (GO): nucleus
Molecular function (GO): DNA-binding transcription factor activity, RNA polymerase II-specific; RNA polymerase II cis-regulatory region sequence-specific DNA binding; protein binding
Source: RefSeq, a predicted model, not a curated record
GUAAUAUUAUUUAUGUGUACACUUCCUUUAACAACCUGUAAUUGUAGCUUGUUGUAGCUUCAACCGAAAAUGCAAAUGUGAGACUGUGUGGGCAAAGCGAUGUUUCGUUAUUUCAACGAGGGAGGAUGAGGGACAGCUCAUACUCACGCUCAACCACACGUCGGUUUUAUGUUUAACAUGUCGUUACCGGCACCGACAGGAUGAUUAAGUAUCGCACGCCGAGUCAACGUAACUGUUAGCUGUUUAUGUUCAAAACUCACCGGCUGCCUUCACGGCGGUUACAACCAGUGCGUGAAAUUAACGUUAACUCAACCGCCUCCCUCCUUGCUCAACGGAUUUUUUUUUACAACGGCUGUUUUUUGGCUGUUUUUUUACCCACAGUCAUGUGAUUGUAACGUAAAACCCCUAACCGGAAAACACCGACGGACGACCCCUCUCCGCCGCCAACGAAUGCUGCGUUUUUCAAGGAACAGUACAAGCUGCUGCGAGCCCAGAGAGGACAGGACGGACGAGUCUCCGGUAACAAACAAACAAACGGCGACACGGCAAACUCCGCGGAUUUAAACGGAGCGCAGGUUGAAGAAUGGAGUUGGCCAACCAUGGUCUUAUCCUGCUGCAGCAGCUUAACGCUCAGAGGGAGUUUGGCUUCCUGUGCGACUGCACUGUGGCUAUCGGAGAUGUCUUCUUCAAAGCCCACAAGGCCGUCCUCGCUGCCUUCUCCAACUACUUCAGAAUGCUCUUCAUUCACCAGGACAGUGACUGUGUGCGUCUGAAGGCUGCUGACAUACAGCCAGAUAUCUUCAGCUACCUCCUCAACCUGAUGUACACAGGCAAGCUCGCACCCCAGUUGAUAGACCCUGCACGGCUGGAGCAGGGGGUCAGAUUCCUGCAUGCCUAUCCCCUCUUGCAGGAGGCCAGUCAGUCAGUGUAUUCACACCCUGAGCAGAGCAUCAACCUCUCCACCUCCCUCUAUGGCAUCCAGAUAUCAGACCAACAGGUGGCGAUGUCAGCUAGGUUGGCUUCUCGACGGCAGCUCUCCUCACCCUUCGACAUGGAGCAGCUCAGCUCAGAAGGAAAGUGUCCGUCCACACCAGCUGUGACAGCUGCGUUCGCAAAUUCCUUACCAUUCAAUUUGGCUUCCUCACCCCAAGACAUGGAGGCCUCAACCAGCGGCACAAAGCCCACAGUUGAGGAAGGGGGAACAGACUUGCUAACUGCAGAUGGUGCUGCAGUAAGUGCCAUCCUCCAUGUGAAGCCCAGCAUCAUGAAGAGAAGUUCCUCCUUUAGGAAGCAUUACUCCUGUCACCUUUGCAGGAGUCGAUUCACCCAGAGAAGCCUCCUGAGAGAGCACCUCCUGCAGCACACCCAGACUCUGCAGCAGACCCAGUCAGAGACCAGCAAUGCACUCUCACCUGUACUGACUGGAGAACACAGCACGCUAGAGAUGGACGGUGUCCUUAAGGGAAACAAGGUCGGCGUAAAUGCCUCAGGUGCCACUACAGCAGUCGAGGUAAUCAGUGAUAAUGAGCAAACGCCCAUUUCAGGUACCAACUCGGACUCUCCCCGAGCAGAGGUGUCCACGUCCAGUUGGGGUUUUGGGGGAAUAAAUUCUCAGGCAGACACACCGCCUCCGUCAGACAUUGCGGAUAUCGACAACCUGGAGAGUGCUGACUUGGACCGUGAAGUGAAGCGGCGGAAGUACGAGUGCUCCACCUGCGGGCGCAAGUUCAUUCAGAAGAGCCACUGGCGUGAACACAUGUACAUCCACACAGGCAAGCCCUUCAAAUGCAGUGCUUGUGGCAAGAGCUUUUGCCGUGCCAACCAGGCAGCCCGCCACGUGUGCCUGAACCAGGGGGCCGAUGCCUACACCAUGGUGGACCGACAAAGCAUGGAACUUUGCACUGCGGGGGAUGACAGCAGUCAGAUGGAGGCAAUGUUCUUGGGCUCGUCGAAACCUUACAAAUGUAACAUUUGUGCAACAACCUUCUCCAGUCCCAAUGAGGUGAUCAAACACCUCUGUUUCACCCAAGGGGGAUUAGGGGGCAUGCAGGGUAACACGGGGUCAGGCGCACUGCUCCAGCAUGAAGAGUUUUCUAAAGAUGAAGGCUCCGAUUUGUCCAACUCUGGCACCCCACUUGAACCCAUAAAGACUGAAGAGAUCCUUGUAGAGUAGUGCCAAAACUGUGUAUUUGUCUUUUUUUAACACGUUGAUUUUCUAAAUUAUGGUAAAUAGGUGAGAUAAAAGAGUCAGGGUAUGUAUGUUGGAGGUUCUUGA